CUUCUCUCCCCAACAAUGGCUAAACGACUCUGAAAACCCUUCUUGCUAGAAAACUUCAAAGGAUCUUGCUUUCUUGUCUUAAAAGAAGCUUGACGGUUUCUUAUUUUCUGGUUGUUAUACUAUUUGAGGAAGAGUUUGUGGAAGAAGAAGAAAAUGAAAAGCUUGGGUCUUUGCUUGGGGAUGGUGUUCUUGAUGCUAUGCGGUGUCGUUUCUCCGAUGAACAAUGAAGGAAAAGCGUUGAUGGAAAUGAAAGCGUCAUUCAGCAACGUGGCGAAUAUGCUUCUGGACUGGGAUGAUGUUCACAACAAUGACUUUUGUUCUUGGCGUGGUGUCUUAUGUGAUAACGUUUCCCUCUCCGUUGUCUCUCUGAAUCUGUCUAAUCUGAAUCUUGGAGGAGAGAUUUCACCAGCACUUGGAGAUCUGAGGAGUUUGCAAUCAAUAGACUUGCAAGGGAAUAAGUUGGGCGGUCAAAUCCCAGAUGAGCUUGGAAACUGUGCUUCUCUUGCUUACGUUGAUUUCUCCACUAAUUGCUUGUUUGGAGACAUACCAUUCUCCAUCUCUAAACUCAAACAGCUGGAGUUUCUGAACCUUAAGAAUAAUCAGCUCACUGGCCCAUUACCAGCAACCUUGACCCAGAUUCCAAACCUUAAGACCCUUGACCUUGCUAGAAACCAGCUAACUGGUGAGAUACCGAGGUUGCUUUACUGGAAUGAGGUUUUACAGUAUCUCGGUUUACGUGGGAAUAGGUUGACUGGGACAUUGUCGCCUGAUAUGUGCCAGCUCACCGGUUUGUGGUACUUUGAUGUGAGAGGCAACAACCUAACUGGAACCAUCCCAGAUAACAUUGGAAAUUGCACAAGCUAUGAGAUCCUGGAUGUCUCUUAUAAUCAGAUUACUGGCGUCAUACCUUACAAUAUCGGUUUCCUCCAAGUCGCUACUCUGUCACUUCAAGGAAACAGGUUGACUGGUAAAAUUCCUGAAGUCAUUGGUCUGAUGCAGGCCCUUGCUGUUUUGGAUUUGAGUGACAAUGAACUAGUUGGGCCUAUCCCACCAAUACUUGGCAAUCUCUCGUUUACCGGAAAAUUGUAUCUCCAUAGCAACAAGCUCACAGGACCAAUCCCACCUGAGCUUGGCAAUAUGUCACGACUCAGCUAUUUGCAACUAAAUGAUAAUGAACUAGUUGGAACCAUACCUCCUGAGCUUGGGAAGCUGGAACAAUUGUUCGAACUGAAUCUUGCAAACAACCGUCUUGAAGGGCCGAUUCCAUCUAACAUUAGCUCUUGUGCGGCCUUGAACCAAUUCAAUGUGCAUGGGAACUUACUAAAUGGCUCAAUACCUCUUGGAUUCCGGAAUCUUGGAAGCUUGACUUCUUUAAAUCUCUCCUCAAACAGCUUCAAGGGAAAAAUACCUGCUGAGCUUGGGCAUAUUAUCAAUCUUGAUACCUUAGAUUUAUCUGGCAACAGUUUCUCAGGACCAAUACCAUUAACACUUGGUGAUCUUGAGCAUCUUCUCAUCUUAAACUUAAGCAGAAAUUAUCUCAAUGGACCAUUGCCUGCAGAGUUUGGGAAUCUCCGGAGCCUUCAGAUCAUCGAUGUGUCAUUCAACUUUCUCGCCGGUGUUAUUCCAACUGAGAUAGGCCUUUUACAGAAUAUUAACUCCCUAAUACUGAACAACAACAAGAUUCAUGGGAAGAUUCCAGACCAGCUAACAAAUUGCUUCAGUCUUGUCAACCUGAACAUCUCUUUCAACAAUCUAUCUGGAAUAAUCCCACCUAUGAAAAACUUCUCACAUUUUGCUCCAGCCAGCUUCUUUGGAAAUCCAUUUCUCUGCGGGGACUGGGUUGGAUCCAUAUGUGGCCCUUCUUUGCCCAAAUCACAAGUAUUCACCAGGACUUCCGUGAUAUGUAUCGUUCUCGGUUUCAUUACUCUCAUAUGCAUGGUAGUCAUUGCGGUUUACAAGUCAAAGCAGCAUAAACAAGUCUUGCAAGGCUCUCCAAAGCGGUCUGAAGGGUCAACAAAGCUGGUGAUUCUUCACAUGGACAUGGCUAUCCACACGUUUGAUGACAUCAUGAGACUCACGGAAAAUCUCAGCGAGAAAUACAUCAUCGGAUACGGCGCUUCUAGCACGGUUUACAAGUGCACAUCCUCCAAAAGUUCCCGACCUAUUGCCAUUAAGCGAAUCUACAAUCAUCACCCCCACAACGUCCGCGAGUUUGAGACAGAGCUAGAGACCAUUGGGAAUAUAAGACACAGAAACAUUGUGAGCUUGCACGGAUACGCCUUGUCUCCUCCACUUGGCAACCUCCUCUUCUAUGACUACAUGGAAAACGGAUCUCUCUGGGACCUUCUCCAUGGCCCUGGGAAGAAAGUGAAGCUUGACUGGGAAACAAGGCUGAAGAUAGCCGUUGGAGCUGCGCAAGGACUUGCGUAUCUUCACCAUGACUGCACUCCUAGGAUCAUCCAUCGGGACAUCAAAUCAUCUAACAUACUCCUUGAUGGGAACUUCGAAGCGCGUUUGUCAGAUUUUGGGAUUGCCAAGAGCAUACCAGCAACAAAAACUUAUGCUUCAACCUAUGUUCUUGGAACCAUAGGUUAUAUCGAUCCAGAGUAUGCUCGUACUUCUAGGCUGAACGAGAAGUCUGAUGUUUACAGCUUUGGUAUUGUACUUCUUGAGCUUCUUACCGGGAAGAAGGCUGUGGAUAAUGAGGCCAACUUGCAUCAAUUGAUACUGUCUAAGGCAGAUGAUAAUACAAUCAUGGAAGCGGUUGAUGCAGAGGUUUCAGUGACAUGCGUGGACUCAGGACACAUCAAGAAGACGUUUCAAUUAGCUCUCUUGUGCACUAAACGAAACCCUAUGGAGAGACCAACGAUGCAGGAGGUGGCUAGGGUUCUGCUCUCUCUUCUCCCGUCUCCACCUCCAAAGAAGCCGCCUUCUCCUGCGAAACUGGAAGAAAGGCGUGAGAGCCACUCCUCAGAUACAACAUCUCCACAGUGGUUUGUUCAGUUCCGUGAAGCUAUCUCCAAAAGCAGCUUAUAAGUUGCUUUUCUUUCUCUUUUUGCGUUUCUUGUGGUGCAAGGAAGCUCGGAGGGGCUGGUUUUUAUGUGAUUUAGUAGCCAUUUAGGGCUGUUAUGUCGUUUUGGAAAGAAAACAUUAAAGACAAGAACAUGGUAUGGUAUAGGUGAAAAAGAGUAGCUGAAGUUUAAUGUGGGUUUCUAUGGACAUCUUCACGAGUUCGUUAAAGGUCUUUGAG
This is a messenger RNA of Eruca vesicaria subsp. sativa (arugula), 3250 nucleotides long. The record is from the annotation of a GenBank genome assembly. NCBI's taxonomy places the organism in Eukaryota, Viridiplantae, Streptophyta, Magnoliopsida, Brassicales, Brassicaceae.